Vigna radiata var. radiata (mung bean) is the source of this 2124-nucleotide messenger RNA. RefSeq names its product monocopper oxidase-like protein SKS1. Bases 141 to 1922 code for a protein of 593 amino acids. Gene Ontology annotation, molecular function: copper ion binding; oxidoreductase activity. Gene Ontology annotation, cellular component: plasma membrane. The transcript has 9 exons. NCBI's taxonomy places the organism in Eukaryota, Viridiplantae, Streptophyta, Magnoliopsida, Fabales, Fabaceae. The record is from RefSeq and is a predicted model, not a curated record.
CUCUCUCUCUCUCUCUCUCUCUCUCUGAUUUUGUAGAAACGCAGAAACUUUCACAAUCAUAUGAUGCUAUAUAAAUCCGUAGCUAUAAUUUUCCAUUGGUAACGUCUGGUGUUUUGCGCACACACUUUGGAAAACACAUCAUGAAGAUGGUUCUCUCUGCCUUCACUCUGUUGGUGCACAUUGCUCUGCUUUCAAGACUCUGUUUUGGUGGCGACCCAACGGUUUACACUGAACUUCGCGUCUCCUACACCACUGUUUCCCCUCUGGGUGUUCCUCAACAGGUCAUAGCUAUCGACGGGAAGUUUCCCGGACCUCUCAUCAAUGUUACAACCAAUAACCAUGUAAUUGUGAAUGUGUACAAUGGAUUGGAUGAAGAACUUCUGAUGACAUGGCCGGGGGUUCAAAUGCGGCGAAAUUCAUGGCAAGAUGGAGUCCUUGGCACAAAUUGUCCAAUUCCUUCCAAAUGGAAUUGGACGUACCAAUUCCAAGUCAAGGAUCAAAUUGGAAGUUUCUUUUACUUCCCUUCUCUUAAUUUCCAAAGAGCCUCUGGUGGCUUUGGUCCCUUUGUUAUCAAUAAUAGGGAAGUCAUCCCAAUUCCUUUUGCACAGCCAGAUGGAGAUAUUUUCAUUAUCAUUGGUGAUUGGUAUACUCAGAACCACACGGCCCUUAGAGCAACACUUGAUGGUGGAAAAGACCUAGGGAUACCAGAUGGUGUUCUCAUUAAUGGGAAGGGACCCUUCCAGUACAACACUACUCUUGUUCCUAGUGGUAUUGAUUAUGAAAAAAUCACAGUUGAUCCAGGCAAGACUUACCGAAUUCGUGUCCACAAUGUGGGGAUCUCAACUUCUUUGAAUUUCCGAAUUCAAAAUCAUAAUCUACUGUUGGUGGAGACAGAGGGGCAUUACACAACUCAAUCAAAUUUUACCAAUUUCGAUAUUCAUGCUGGCCAGUCUUACUCUUUUCUGCUUUCUACUGACCAGAAUGCAAGUACGGACUACUAUAUUGUUGCGAGUGCCAGGUUUGUGAAUGAGUCUUUGUGGCAGAAAGUUACUGGUGUUGCAAUUUUACACUAUUCAAAUUCCAAGGGUCCAGCAAGCGGUCCUCUGCCUCCCCCACCAGAUGAUUUUUAUGACAAGACUGCUUCGAUGAACCAAGCAAGAAGUGUCAGGCAAAAUACAUCUGCCAGUGGUGCUCGUCCAAACCCUCAAGGAUCCUUUCGGUAUGGCUCCAUCAAUAUAACUGAUACUUAUGUGUUAAAGGUUACGUCACUGGUGCCGAUUAAUGGUACAAAUCGGGCAGCUAUUAAUGGAAUCUCAUUUCUCAAGCCUGACCUUCCAUUCCGGCUUGCUGACAAAAAUGACUUAAGAGGAAUAUAUAAACUUGAUUUUCCCAGCAAGCCAAUGAACAGAACACCAAAAAUUGACAGAUCAAUUAUCAAUGCUACGUACAAGGGCUUCAUUGAGGUUAUAUUGCAAAACAAUGACUCCUCUAUUCAAAACUUUCAUCUGGAUGGCUACUCCUUUUUUGUAGUUGGGAUGGACUACGGUGAUUGGACAGACAAUUCUAGAGGUUCUUAUAACAAGUGGGAUGCAAUAUCUCGCUGCACAACUCAGGUUUUUCCUGGAGGAUGGACAGCGAUCCUGAUAUCCCUUGACAACGUUGGAUCAUGGAACCUGAGAGCAGAAAACCUGGACAGGUGGUACCUAGGCCAAGAAACCUAUCUUAGGAUAAUCAAUCCAGAAGAAAAUGGUGAUACUGAGAUGGCUGCACCAGAUAAUGUUCUAUAUUGUGGUGCCCUCAAGUACAAGCAGAAGUCCAAUUCUAAAUUUUCUGCAGCUUCUACUUUGGGGCAUAGCUUGAACCUUUUCACAGUGCUUCUGGGAAUUUUUUCUGCUGUGAUUUUUCUCAUCCAAGCUAGCUAAGAUUCUGUUCUUAUGCUCUGUUGACAUUUUUAUAAUUCCCAACAUGUAGCUAUAGAAUUGUGAAAAGGAUGGAGGAUUACUAAUUUCUUGUCUAAAGAAAGUUCAAAUGUUUUUGUUUAGCUUAAGUCAUGCUUUAUACACAUUUUCUUUGUUUAGAUGGUUAUCACCAAAAGCUCAUUUCAAGGCUACUUGGAUUUUGUCA